Molecule: messenger RNA, 1449 nt
Organism: Prunus armeniaca (apricot)
Lineage: Eukaryota; Viridiplantae; Streptophyta; Magnoliopsida; Rosales; Rosaceae
Source: the annotation of a GenBank genome assembly
AUGGAACGGUACUUUCAGAGAAAGAGUUUAAAUCUUCCUUCAAAUAAUCUGGGUAGUUCAAAUCCUCCUUCGAAUCAUCUGUCUAGUUCCAACCCUCCUUCAAAUAAUCCGGCUAGUUCCAACCCUCCUUCAAAUAAUCUGGCUAGUUCAAAUCAACCUUCAAAUAAUCCGCCUACUGAGUUGGAUGAAAUAUUAGCUAAUCUUCCUGCAGACCCUGGCCUUAGACCUCCAAUGACUUAUUAUAAUCCCAAUUUUCGAGAACAAAUCCGAAGAGCCUAUCUGCAAAGGGGUCCUUGUCAGCCUAAAAGCCAAAACGAUAUGCCUCAAACACUUAUGGGGGAGAGUAAUCGACGUUUUCUUGUGAAAUGGUUUGAUUCAUUUGUUUGGUUAGAGUAUAGUAAAGAGAAAGAUGCUGCAUUUUGUCUUCAUUGUUAUCUUUUUAAAUGCGACUUUGAUAAACAAGGAAAGGCUGGAAGCGAUGUCUUCACUGAGAAAGGGUUUAAAAAUUGGAGGAAGGGACCUGAGAAUUUUAGGGACCAUGUUGGACAAGUUGGAAGCCUUCACAAUAAAGCUACACAACAUUGUAUAGAUUUAAUGAAUCAGAAGCAACACGUUGAAACCAUUGUGAUCAAGCAGACAGACCAAGCUCGUGUUAAUUAUCGCAUUCUAUUAACUGCCGCACUUGAUUGCACUAGAUAUUUAUUACGACAAGGUCUUCCUUUUCGUGGCCAUGAUGAAAGUGAAACAUCUAGCAAUAAAGGUAAUUAUGUGGAGCUUUUGCAAUUUCUUGCCGAUCAUGAUGAGAAAGUUCGUGCCGUUGUGUUUGAGAAUGCUCCAGGGAAUCUCAAGUAUAUUGCUCCUAACAUUCAAAAAGAACUUGUCAAUUCUUGUGCUAUUGAAACCAUUGAUGCAAUUAUUAGGGAUAUAGACGAUGCAUUCUUUUCUAUAUUGGUAGAUGAAUCACGUGAUGUUUCAAUAAGAGAGCAAAUGGCGGUGGUGUUGCGUUAUGUGAACAAAAAAGGGCAAGUUAUUGAAAGGUUUGUGGGUGUCCAAUAUGAUACGGCUAGUAAUAUGAGAGGUGAGCUCAAUGGUCUUAAAACACAGAUUUUGAGAGAAUAUCCUCAGGCAUAUUAUGUCCAUUGUUUUGCACAUCAACUACAACUAGCUCUUGUAGCCGUGGCAAAGGGUAAUGAAAACAUUGCUACUUUCUUCACAACGGCUAGUAGUGUUGUUAACAUUAUUGGAGCAUCGUGUAAGCGUCGUGAUGCACUUAGAGAGCAACAACAAAAAGAUAUUAUGAAAGCUCUUGAAAUUGAUGAUCUUGAAACAGGGCAAGGGUUAAAUCAAGAGACUACUCUCAAACGUCCUUGUGAUACACGUUGGAACUCACAUUAUGAUACUUUACUGAGUAUUAAUACUAUGUUUCAUCCCCGUGGUGAAGGUGCUUGA